This is a messenger RNA of Mobula hypostoma (lesser devil ray), 11059 nucleotides long. It is a transcript of the gene marc1, whose product is annotated as mitochondrial amidoxime reducing component 1. Gene Ontology annotation, cellular component: mitochondrial inner membrane. Gene Ontology annotation, molecular function: molybdopterin cofactor binding; molybdenum ion binding; pyridoxal phosphate binding. The transcript has 7 exons. The record is from RefSeq and is a predicted model, not a curated record. Lineage: Eukaryota; Metazoa; Chordata; Chondrichthyes; Myliobatiformes; Myliobatidae. Gene Ontology annotation, biological process: nitrate metabolic process. The coding region runs from base 289 to 1305 and encodes 338 amino acids.
GGUUUCCGAGCAGAGUGUUUCCAGUUAAUGUGCUGAAACCCACACAGUUCCCGGCAGUUUCGGCGAGUUGAUCGAAGUUUCGAUUUUUGCCCGGGAGGACCUUGGAUCUGGAUCCCAUAAGAGGAUUCGCUGCAUGGGAUGUUUUGAUGUAGAGCGGGAAGCAGUCCGCGUUCGAUCUGAACUGUUGAGAAACACCGCCCCUUUGCUGACAUCAGGGCAGCCGAGCGCUGGGGGCUGUGCGAGAGACGGCGGGACGGAAGCCGGUGAUCGCAGUGCCUGUCCAAAUCCAUGAAUCGUCUGGCCGGGCCAGGGGGAACAGGGAGCUCAAGACAGACCAUGUUGGCACUGGCGGCAGGGCUUGGAGUCGCCGCCGGCCUGGGGCUGGGAGCCCUCGGGCUCAGGCGGCUGUGGCAAACCUUCCAAGCAAGUCGAGUUGAGCUGGUCAAGGUGGCUGAAGUUUCCAGACUCUUCAUUUACCCCGUCAAAUCCUGCAAGGGCAUCCCCCUGACCGAGGUGGGGAUUGACGAGUUAGGAUUUAAGAAGGGCCCGUUGAAAGACAGACAAUGGCUUAUAGUCGAUGAGAAAUGGCAUAUGAUUACUGGUAGAGUAGAGCCUACCUUGGUGCUUGUCACAGUAUCACAUGAGGGUGGCUAUCUAUGUCUUAAUGCACCAGGCAUGGAAGAAUUGAGGGUCCCUUUGAAACUGCCAGCGUCCAAUCCUGUGAAAAUGUGCAGAGUGUGGGGAUGCAAUAUAGAAGGUAGAGAUUGUGGUGAUGAAGCAGCUCAUUGGAUCAGUACCUACCUAAAACAUAGCCGGGCUUUCCGACUCGUGAACUAUGAACCUUCAAUGAAACCAAGAUUUCCAAAACAGCAAGAAUCACUUUUCAGGGAUAAAGAUAAGACUGUGUACAAUGAUCUCAGUUCCUGCAUGAUGAUGUCUGAGGCAACGGUUGAAGAGUUUAACACCAAAUUGGAGAAAAAGGCUAAGAUGGAGGCUUUCAGGCCUGUAUUGGUGGUAAAGGAUUGCAAGCCAUAUGCUGAGGAUACUUGGAAAGCAGUACAGAUUGGGACUGCAAAGCUGUAUCGUACAAUGUCUUGCACUAGGUGUGUUUUCACAACGGUGGAUCCAGAUACAGGAAUUAUAAACAGGAAAGAGCCACUCGAGACUCUCAAGAGAUAUCGCCAGUGUGACCCAGCUGAGAAACAUAUUUACAAGUCCCAGCCCAUUUUUGGCUCGCACUAUGGAAUUGACAAAGCAGGAGUGAUUCGAGUCGGCGACCCUGUGUAUAUGAUUGUUGAAAAGUAGGAGUGCAGAUUGAAAGAUUGUUGUAUCUCCUGUAAAAUUAUUACAUGUUUAAUGUAUUUCCUUUUGGUAACUCUAGUUUGUAAGAUUCAUAAGCUGAAGACUUAAAACCAGAUUUUUCAGCUGUACUCUGCCUUACGUAACAGGUAAGGCUCCUUUUCAAAAAAAACAAUUGAAGAUCAAAUUAUACGAAACAUGUUACUGUAUAAAGUUCUAUUGGCAUGAAGCAUUUAAAUCUCCCUUGUAAAAGGUCAAUGCAUAUUGUUGGUAUAUUUUUCAUGAAAAUAAUUUAGUAGAAAUUAUUUUGGAUAUUAGGACUUUUUAUGUGUGUUGCAGAAAGAGAUUUAAUCAAAAACUACUCCCAAAGUGGAAUCCGAUACCUGCCACAUACCCACAAUGUGAUACAUCCCAUGCCCUCCACCCCUUCAAUAAAUUCCAGUUCCCCGGUCCCAACCGCUUCAUUUUCACUAUGGAUGUCCAAUCCCUAUAGAGAUAUGGCCCUUGUGACUACGGGGAUCAGGGGGUAUGGAGGGAAGGCUGGUGCAGGGUUCUGAGUUGGAUGAUCAGCCAUGAUCAUAAUAAAUGGCGGAGCAGGCUCGAAGGGCCAAAUGGCCUACUCCUGCACCUAUUUUCUAUGUUUCUAUGUUAUACACCUCCAUCCCCCAUGAAGAAGGCCUCAAAGCCCUCCGCUACUUUCUGGAUAAUAGAUCUCACCAGUUCCCCACCACCACUACCCUCCGGUUGGCGGAACUGGUUCUCACACUCAAUAACUUCUCUUUUGACUCUUCCCACUUUCUUCAGACCAAGGGUGUAGCUAUGGGAACUCGCAUGGGCCCUAGCUAUGCCUGCGUCUUCGUUGGUUGUGUGGAAUAGUCUGUGCUGCAAACCUAUUCUGGUACUGCUGCCCAAUUUUUCCUUCGGUACAUUGACGACUACAUUGGUGCUGCUUCCUGCACCCAUGCUGAGCUCGUCAAUUUCAUCGAAUUUACUUCUAACUUCCACCCAACCCUCAAAUUCACUUGGUCUAUCUCGGACACUUCUCUCCCCAUUCUCGAUGUCUUGGUCUCCAUCCCUGCAGACAGACAGUCCACUGACAUCUUCUACAAGCCCACUGACUCUCAUAACUACCUCAACUAUAUCUCUUCCCACCCCGCCACAUGCAAAAAUGCCAUUCCCUAUUCCCAGUUCCUCCGUCUCCGCCACAUCUGCUCCGAGGAUGAGGUUUUCCGUUCCAGGACAUCUCAAAUGUCCUUUCUUUAAGGAUCGUAGUUUCCCUUCUGCUGUCAUUAAAGAUGCCCUCACCCGCAUCUCCUCCAUUUCCCGCACUUUGGCUCUCACCCCAUCCUCCCGCCACCGCAACUGGGACAGAGUUCCCCUUGUCAUCAGCUACCACUCCACUAGCCUCUGGAUCCAACAUAUUAUCCUCCGCAACUUCCGCCACCUUCAACAGGACCCCACCACUAAGCACAUCUUUCCCUCUCCACCCCUCUCCGCCUUCCGCAGGGAUCGGUCCCUCCGCGACUCCCUGGUCCACACGUCCCUCCCCAUGGAUCUCCCACCCGGCACUUAUCCCUGUAAGCGCAAGUGCUACACCUGUCCCUACACCUCCUCUCUUGUCACCAUUCAGGGCCCCAAACAGUCCUUCCAGGUGAGGCAACACUUCACUUGUGAGUCUGUUGGGGUCAUCUAUUGCAUCCGGUGCUCCUGGUGUGGCCUCCUCUACAUCGGUGAAACCCGACACAGAUUGGGGGACCGCUUCGUCAAGCAUCUCCGCUCCGUCUGCCAAAACAGACAGGAUCUCCCAGUAGGCACCCACUUCAGCUCUGCUUCCCACUCCCAUUCAGAUAUGUCCAUACCUGGCCUCCUCUACUGCCAUGAUGAGGCUAAACUCAGGUUGGAGGAGCAACACCUCAUAUACUGUCUAGGUAGUCUCCAGCCCCUUGGUAUGAACAUAGAAUUCUCCAACUUCUGGUAAUUCCCUCCCCCUCCCUUCCCCUAUCCCUAUGUCACUCUGCCCCCUCCCCCAGCUGCCUACCACCUCCCUCUUGGUUCUGCCUCCUUCUACUACCCAUUGUGUUUUCCCCUAUUCCUUCUUCACCUUUCCUGCCUAUCACCUCCCUGCCUCCCUUCCCCCACCGCUUUAUCUUUCCCCUUACUGGUUCUUCACCUGGAACCUACCAGCCUUCUCCUUCCCACCCUCCCCCCACCUUCUUUAUAGGGCCUCUGCCCCUUCCCCCUACAGUCCUGACGAAGGGUUCCGGCCCGAAACGUUGACUGAUUGUUUCCACGGAUGCUGCCCGACCUGCUGAGUUCCUCCAGCGUGUUGUGAGUGUUGCUCACAAUGUGAUAUUUGUUUAGUCAUUGGUUGGAUAGAUGCAGUGGUUUCAAUGGACGUGCCAGGCAUGUUUUGACAUUAGAUGAAAUUUGCUUGUGUGUGUGUGACCUGCACAGAGCAGAGAUUGUUCAUACAGAAGCAGAGUCCACCAUAAUGGAGAGGUCUGUUUCUGCAUCACCAGCCCUGCACGAUUCAUGCCCCCCGAAAUCGGAUACGUGGAUCCAGCUGUAGGUUGAUUCAUUUUACUCACUCUGGUGUCCCUCACAGCAACUAACUUUCAUACCAACCCCAUGCAUUCCCAGCUACAUUCCCCAAACAUACCAUCAUCACCUUCGCUAACCGAACACUCCGAGUAUACUCUCACUAACUGAUCACAAUCAACCCCCAACACUUAGUCUGUCCUGUUUACCUGCUACUCCACUUUGCUGCCUCUUUCAAUGAUAAACCCCUCCCGAUGCCCAAUAUGUUGUAUAUGGCAAAACAGGUAUUGCUUCCUUCUGACUCAGUCCCUCGCCACCUUUGAUCUCCAGCUCAACAUACAUUUUAAGGCUCAGAACAACUUUUAGACCACCUGUAACCAUUUGAAUUUUGAAACAGUUGGUAAAGGCAUAUUUACUGCACAGUAGCCUUGGUACAAUGUACUCUACCUUGGAAGAAAGAGGACAAAACAUUGUAGUUACUAUAAGAGUGUUUAUUGCAAAUGGAACACAAGGGGUUAAAGAUCCAUUUUGGGAACUGGCUUAAAAAAUUUACCAAGCACAUUAAAGUGAAGUAACCAAUCCAGCCACUGUCUCCUGAACUCAUUAGGUCAAUGACUGAGCUCAGUCAAUAUCAACUCCACUUUCUAUCAUGGUAAAAACUUAAAUUGUUUUCCAACACUUUGUGUUGCCUGCUUAUGUGUCAGAAUCCCGAACAGCUGAGAAUGAUUUUGGUAGCAGGAUGGAGUAAUGUUUUCAUAAUUUUAAAAGAAGUGAAAAUAGUCAAUGCAAUGAUAUUUAGGACAGUAGGGCCCUUUUGCUGAAUUUGUUACCUAAAGGUGCUCCUUUUAUUGCAUGAAGAAACCCAAGUUUCUAAUGAUUUUCACAGAGGGUCCAUGUCUGCUGCUGCAGGUGGUUUACAUAGAUUCUUUGCUCCAUCUAUUUUCCCUAAUGGAUAUUGUAUUUUUAAACCGCCAUUCAGUGAUUCCAGCGGUCAGUUAAUUUCAGUAAUUUAUUUUUCCCGAGAGUCAAUGUUGGAUGUACUCACUGACUGUACUCAGGACUAGACAAACAACUCAUGGCAGUGGUUAAUUGGGAAAUAAACCACAUUUUAAAAUUGAAAUUGCAUGAGCUCCUCAGUUUUCACUCUCUUGUACCUCUGCUAAUAAUUCCUUCUAGGGUGAGUGUGUUCUUGGUCUUAAUUCCAAAGCUUGUAAAUCAUUUUGUAUAUUUUUCCUCUGGUAAUUUGGAGAGAAAGGUAGGAUUAAAUCAAUGCAUGGUUUUAGAGUCACUUGUAAAUUUUAUAGUACAACGCAAUAAAUUUGGGAACUACAUGACAAAACAGAUAAUUGCCUUUGAAGAAAUUGUUAUGUAGUUUAAACAGCUUAGGAUAGUGCUGUUAUUUGUGUUCGGUGUUUAGUAACAGACAGCUCUGGUUAGUUAAUAGAUUUGGAAAAAAUGUCAUGUUUAGUUUGUGAAAAUCUUGCUGCUUUGCGCGUAACCUUUCAAGUUCUAAACUUAAUUUUGGAAGCUUAGACACGAAUCCCCAUUCCUAAAAGAAAUUCAUAAAUCCAUUUUUAAAUCUGCUGGUUCUAUCAAAAUUCUACCAUCCAUAAAAAAAGCUCACAUUUCCUCUCUGCUCAUGAUACACUACAGCAAGAUGUAACUUCAAAAUCACUUCUCUUUUUUUGUAAGUGAUGUUGCUAUAGGUAGCGAUGGUUUAUUUGUUUUUCUUACCCAGUGUGACAUUUCCAUUGAUUUUAUUAAUGUUCUUCCUACCAAAUUCCCCAGAUCAGUUCCAUGCUGUGUAACCUCAGGAAUAGUUAAUGGGAAUGUGUUAUUUACUGCUGUGUUCCUCACGUGGUCUCUCUGUGCUUUUUAUUAUUUUCAUCACAUUCCUCUGUUUUUGAAGUUCUUUCUGUCUUGUUCCUGGAACAUUGCAUUCCUUCAGAACGUGCUCUUCGCAAAUCUUAAUUGCGUUUUUUUUUAAACUGUUCUGUCCUCAGAACUGGUCCUUGGGUGAAAUUGGUCUUUGAUCGCUGUAGACAAAGAACUAAAAGUAAAAUCAGAUGGCUUGUAAAAUAUGUGCCAUUUAAUUCUUCACUGCUUGGCACUGUUGCCAAAGACUAUUUUAAUAUCUACCAACUUUAUGACCACAAACCUCAAAGGAUUCCUAAUUUAACUUCUCUUAUUAUUCCCACUUCACUACAUCGGAGCCAGUUCAAUAUUGUUCCCUCAUUUAUCAUUUUAAGAAAUACACAUGGAAUUCUUUAAUAAUCUCUGAACACAUUAUGACCCAUUAUGUUCCAGUCUCUGCCAAGCAGAAUAAAAUUUUCCACAAUUACAAUUAAGACUAUAGAAUUGAUUUGUCUUUAUGAUCUUUGUACCUGUACAAGUAGAUUGUUUAGUCUGGAAGUAGUUCCUUUUACACUUUUUUAAGCUGAAAGUCAUCUUUACUGCAGCUGUUCUUGUGACCAUUAUGAGGGAAACUCCAGUGAGUAGCAGUUUCUCAUAAAGGUCACGAACAACAGGGUUUAGACUGUUCAAACAGUUCACACUGAGGAGUCAUCUUCUUUUCUGGAUUUAAUCAGUCUUGAGUGAAGGGAAAGUAGAUGUACCCACUAUCGUACCUAAUCCAUUUAUUCUUUAGUGAGCAGCUGUGGUCUGCUUCAGGAAAGACCUGAAGAUACAUUAGAGCACAAGCUCUCCUGGUCUGUUUCUGUGCAAUUAUCAUCAUAGAGUCAUAGAACACUGCAGCACAGAAACAGGCGUUUUAGCCUGAGCUAUUAGUCUGCCUCGUCCCAUCGACCUGCACCUCGAUCUUAGCCCUCCAUACCCAUCCCUUCCAUCUACAUAUCCAAAUUUCUCUUAAACGUUGAAUCAAGCCCUCAUGCAUUACUUGUGGUGGCAGCUCGUUCCAUUCUCUCACCACCGCAUGAGUGAAGAAGAUUCCCCCUCAUGUUCCCCUUAAAUAUUUCACUUUUCACCUUUAACCCACAACCUCUAGUUGCAGUCUCACCAAACCUCAGUGAAAAAAGCCAACUUGCAUUUACCUUAUCCAAACCCCUCAUAAUUUUGUAUACUUCUAGCAAAUCUCCCCUCAAUCUUCUAUGUUCUAGGGAAUAAAGUAUUAACCUAUUCAACCUUUUCCCUAUAACUCAGGUCCUGCCAACAUUCUUGCAAAUCUUUUCUGCACUCUUUCAAUCUUAUUUACAUCUUUCCUGUUGGGAGGUGACCAAAAUUGGAUGCAAUACUCCAAAUUAAGUCUUGUCAAUGUCUUCCACAAUUUCAAUGUAACAUCCCAACUCCUGUACCCAGUACAUUGAUUUUUGAAGGCCAAUGUGCUGAAAGCUUUAUUUACAACCCUAUCUACCUGUGAUCCCGCUUUCAAUGAAUUAUGACACUGUAUUCCCAGAUCCCUCUAUUCUACCACACUCUUCAGUACUCACUGUGUAAUACCUUAACUGUACAAAGUACAGCACCUCAUAUUUGUCUGCAUAAGUUCCAUCUGCCAUUUUUAGCCCAUUUUUCCAACUGGUCUAGAUCCUACUGCGACCUUUCAAAAUCUUCCUCCACUGUCCAUUAUAUCCCCAAUCUUGGUGUCACUCACAGAUUUGCUGAUGCAGUUUACCACAUUAUCAUCCAGAUAAUAAUAUAGAUGACAAACAAAAAUGGACCCAGUACCAAUUCCUGUGGCACACCUCUAGCCACAGGCCUUCAGUCAGAGAGGCAACCAUCUACAACACUCUCUGGCUUCUUCUGCGAAGGCGAUGUCUAAUCUAAUUUACUACCUCAUCUUGAAUUCAAAGGACUGAACUUUCUUGACCAACCUCCCAUGCAGGAUCUUGUCAUAGGCCUUGCUGAAGUCCAUGUAGACAAUAUCCACUAUCUUGCCUUCAUCAACUUUCCUGGAAACUUCCUUGAAGAACUCUAUAAGAUUGAUUUGGCAAAACUUAUCAUGUACUAUCCAUCCAAAUACUUAUACACCCAGUCCCUUAGAGUACCUUCCAAUAACUUUCCUGCUACUGACGUCAGGCUCACUUGUCUAUAAAUUCCUGGCUUAUUCCUAGAGCCUUUCUUAAACAACAGAACAGCAUUAGCUAUCCUCCAAUCCUCUGGCAACUCACAUGUGGCCAAGGAUGUUUUAAGUAUCUCUGUUUGCGAGGGCCCCUGUAAUUUUCGCACUAGCCUCACAUAGGGUCUAAGGGAACACUUUGUCAGGCCCUGGGGAUUUAUCCACCCAACUUGCUUCAAGACAGCAAACACCUCCUCCUCUGUAAUCUGUAUAGGGGUCAUGACCUUGUUGCAUUGCCUCAUAUCUGAAGGCUUGGUGUCCAUCUCUCCAGUAAAUACAAUGCAAAAAAUCCAUUGAAGAACUUGCCCAUCUCUUCGGCUCCACACAUUUAUUACCAUUCUGAUCUUUAAGAGGAUCAACUUCUACUUGGUCCAAGUAAAAAUCUGGGAACCUUAGCUCCUGUAGGGUUAUGUCACUGAAAAGACAAAGGUCCAUAUUAGUUCUGUCUGGCCAAUGUGCAAACUUGGUUUAAAAGGAUUUGCAAAUUGUUAAAUAAAGUUGCAUCUUUGACUAAUUAUCAGUCAUUGUAAAAAUAAUUAAAUAAGUUGACAUUCUGCACAAACCUGCAUCCUGAUCCCACACGAGACAGUCAUCCAAAUAUAUUUAAAACAACAUAAGUGCACCCAUUCUGUCCACUAAAGCUGAUGGGUUGGAAUCCAGGGAGGAUGAGCACAGAACCAGACAUCCCAGUUCUAGAUGACUACAGGAAAGAAUUGAGGGAAAUUUUGUUAAUCUGUUAACUAGUUAUUUCUACAAUCCUAAAAUUAUUUAAUGUAAUCAAACUUCAUAGAUGUCUCAUUCCUUUAGUACUAGGUCCACUAGUCAAUCACAGAAUUUCUAUUUAUCAUUUUCUUCUGCAAUGUAACUACAAUUUAACUACAAAAUAAACAGGACAACAUAAAUUAUUUAAAUGUAUGAGGGUUUUGAACCCCUAUCAUACCUUUAUAAUCAUUCAUAUGGAUAAAAUAUUUUCAAACCUUGUGUGGUAUUUUUAAAUUGACAAGUUGUGGAUAGCAUAGAAGACGAGUAAAGAAUACAACGGGAUAUGGAUCAGUUGCAGAUAUGGAUAGAGAAAGGGCAGAUGGAGUUUAACCCAGCCAGAUGUGAAGUGUUGCACCUUGGUAGGCCAAGUGCAAAGAGACAGUACAUUGUUAAGGGCAAGAUCCUUAACAAUGUUGAAGAGCAGAGGAAUCUUGGGGUCCAAGUUCAUAGCCCCUUGAAAGUGCUACACAGGUUGAUAGAGUGGUUAGGUAAGGAUAUGGUAUGCUUUAUUAGUCAAGGCAUUGAGUUCAAAUGUCAAGAAGUUAUGUUGUAGCAUUAUAAAACUCCAUUUAGGCUGCAUCUGGAGUAUUACAUGUAUUUCUGGUCCCCCAUUAUAAGAACGAUGUCAAGACUUUGGAGAGGAUGCUGAAGAGGUUUACCAGGAUUGGAGAGCAUGUAUGAUAAUGAAAGGUUGGGACAAACUUGGAUUGUUUUCUGUGGAGUGACAGAGGCCGAGGGGAGAUCGGGUAGAGGUUUAUAAAAUUAUGAGAGCUAAAGAGAGAGUAGACAGACAAUAUCAUUUUCCAAGGGCUGAAAUGUCUAAUAUGAGAUGGCAUGCAUUCAAAGUGAGAGGGAGCAAUUUCAAAGGAGAUGUGAAGGGCAAAGUUUUUUUUUAAAACACUGAGUGGUGGGUGCCUGGAAUGUGCUUCCUGGGAUUGUGGCAGAGGCAGAGACAUUAAGGACUUUUAAGGGACGUCUAGAUAGGCACAUGAAUAUGAGGAAAAUGGAAGGAUAUAGACAUUGUGCAGGUGGAAGAGAUUAGUUUAAUUGGCCUUUUGAUUACUAAUUUAAUUGGUUCGGCACAACGUUGUGGGCCGAGGGGCCUGUUCCUGUGCUCUAUGUUUUACAUAGAGGUGGAAAGCAGUGGAACAUCGUGAUUAGUGUGGAUUGUUCUGAGAGAUAUUACAAAGCUUACAUUAUAUACAGUAUUGCUAUGAGAGCUUGCAUGGCUCUCAGCUUUAGCAUAUUACAGUAUAAAACAAAUAUAACCCAUCUCAAUCUAAUUUUAUUUUUCUUAUUGAUGCAUCACCAGACUGAAUUGCUCUAUAAUAUACUAUAAAGUUACCUAGAUACUCCUAUCUUAGCAUGUUCCAAUGUAAAGCGAUAUACUUUAUCAAGUCCCAUUACAGCUGCGCUGUACUGUAGAACAUUACAGAAUUGCAGUUUUGCAGUGUACAGCUGGAUGUGACUCAUAACUGAAUUUUAUUUUAUUUUAAAUCAAUGUGUAAUUGCUAGACACUAUUAUGAUGUGGGACUGUAUGCUAUGAAAAAUUGUUUGUCUAUUCUGUAAGACAUAUAGCUAUUAGUUCCAUGUCUGGCUCAGUUAGUAGCACUGUCACCUCUGAGGAUGAAGGUUAUGCAUUCAGGUCUCACUCCAGAGAACUGAACACAAAUAACCUCUGCUGAUUUGCCAGUGGAGUACACAGGAAGAGCUGCACUGAAGGAGGUGCUGUCUGAAUGAUGAAAUAUUAAACUGAGGCCAUGUCUGCUUUAUCAUCUGCACAUUAAAAAUAUCCCAUUAUUUUAAUUUGAAAUAGAGAAGAGAAAUUAUUUACAGUACUCAGCAUUACUAAAACAGAUUAUUUGGUCUAAAUGACUUGUUGAAGCAUGGUGUCUGCCAAUAAGCUUUCAUGUUUCCUACAUUACAACAGUAACCAUACUUUAAAAACCUUUAAUUGAUGAAAAGUGCUUUGGGGAAAUUUUGCAAUGGAUGUGAAAGGCUGCAAUUGUAAAUCUGUUUUGAGUGGUAUUUGCUGUUGAUUUUGAGAAUUAUGUUAAAGCUGUUAAUAUUAAUAUAGUAAUAAUGAAGACAUCAAACAUGAAAAGCGAAGUUUUCUGACAAGAAAGAUAGCAUUAUCUGCAAAAGCAAUCUGCAGAUUGUAAUAUUUUUAGUAAAAAUAAGCAGUUUUUCAUACGUCAAGUUUUAAAACACUGUAGAGGGCACUGAAUAAUAGUAAGAUGAUGCUUUUUAUUAUCUAUAAUCUAUCCUCAUUAGUAAAUACCAUUUAUUCUGUAACUGUACAUGUACAUCUUCUUUCUUGUGACAGUUCUUGGUUCCUAGUACAUUUCUCCACAAGCCAUUAUUAAAUUUCUAGUUUCAAAUAAAAA